AAAAGUUUUUGGUGAAAAUGAAAGCAACAAUCAACAACAAACUGCCAUCUUGGUUUUAUCUCAAACUGCCUCAUGAUGAUAUAACCCUGGAGGUUUGAUGUGCCAUCAUACCACAACAGAUUGAUUUAUAAAAUAGACCUUUUUCACAGCAGGCAUUUUGGCAUUAAAUUGUAGGGUAAACACCAGGGGACACUAACUAAGGCUCUGUUCCAUUUAGUGUAGCAGAACCUUUCAUAUAGCACUCUGACCUGAAUGGAACCUUUUAUUAGUAUCAUUGGGGACGCCUGUGUUUACCCUAUUUUCUGUCAAAAUGUCUGCUGUGAAAAAGGUCUAUUAUAUAGCAAAGGAAACUGUUUUGAUCCCUCCCCAACAAUUGAUUAAAUUGCAAUUUCAUCUUCACUUUUUAUUGUAUUUAAUUAAAACACAUGAGGUUAAAAGAGACGUUCCUGCUCUGGAGGAAACCUGGUGUGAUGAGAAUAUGACUGAUAAUGAGAAGUAGAUUAGUCUGCACUGAGAUGUAGAGCUUUACUUUUAUUUAAUUAUUAAAGAUAAAGUACAACUUUAAUCAAAUAACAACAUUGGUUCCAGUUAAUGUGCCAUAUACAAUACAAGGCUGUCAGCAUGUACAUUAAAAUGCAACUGAAUGUGUAUAAAAAGUGAAUUAAGCUCAAACUUUGGAGAGAUUUUGUGAAUAAUGUUCAUUUUCUUUGACAGUGGUUUUCAAACUGGGGUGCGGGGACCAACAGGGGUCCUUGAGUGGGUUGUAGGUGGCCCCCAGCAAAAGGAGGAACAUUUGAACUUUGUGUCCAAUUUUUUGGGACAUUGGAGCAACUUUAUUGAUUGUUAUUAAUAGUGAUAGUGAGGUUACAGCUAGAGUACAGAGGUGUGUGUUAGCUCUGGCCACCUCCAUUAUAUUAGGUAUAAAGACAGUGAUGUAAUAUCACAGGUGUGCGGCUGCCCGCGGGGUCUGCUGGUCUCACCUGUUGGAUUAAACGAACUGGUUUCAGGCUCGAGGAACGGAAAUGGGCAGUACCUUUUGGGGAGGGAGGGGGUCUGAUCUGCGCGUGCAGCACCGACUGUCGGUCCUGCAUUCACGCGCGCCGCUGUGCCCCCUUGGAGUAGCUCGAGACCAACAACAUGAGCAGCUCGGUGACAUCCGAAGAAGUGACGCUGAAGCCGUGACGUGACCAUUGUUGUUUAGACCUCUUCUCAUCAUCAACAACAACAACAACAACAACGACAACAACAGCCUGGCUGUGCCCGCUGCGCGCGCACUGCGGCGCUUUGAAACCUCGGAACAACAGGGAGCUCGGGGCGCGCGGCCGCUCCUCCUCUGGCCCGCCGUGGCAGGAAUGAUGCUCGCGCUCACCUUCACCUGCCGCGCGCUGCUCGUCUUCCUGCUCUCGGAGUCGGUUCAGACCGACAGAACAGCGCCUUUCCUGAUCUCAGAGAACAUGUGGCCUCGCGGUUGUGUCCUGGACUGUCAGAUGGGGCGCAACAGAGCCAUGUGUGGUAGCAACGGCAGGCUGUAUAAAUCGCUGUGUGCCUUCCAGAGGGCACAGUGCAUCAACACACAGCUCCGCCUCGUCCCGCGAGCACACUGCUCAGAUCCUAGUCAGUCCAAAUGCCAGCUGGCCCGGACUCAGGCCCUGGAGCCCAGUGCUCACAACAGUGGCGGCCAUGUUAGCCCAGCUGCUGCUGUCUUUGUGCCAGAGUGCCACCCGGACGGUCACUUCCUGCCAGUGCAGUGCCACAGCCAGACCGGAUACUGCUGGUGCUCCACGCCCGACGGCAAACCUGUCAGUGGCACCUCAGUCCUUCAUCUGACCCCCAACUGCACUGAUCACAUGACCAAGUUGGCUCAGAUUACGGAUGCAGAUUCAGCUCCAAUCCAAGAUGGAGUUGGUGAACCGGAGCCUACACUGAACCCCAGAAAACCUGCAGAGCUGACAGCUCCUCCGUUAUGGGUGACCAUCCUUUUGAACUCUGACCCCAAAGGAAACCGCUCAGUCAGACGACCCUCCGACAGUCCUCAGACUUGUGAGCGGGAGCGAGCGUCGAUGCUCUCUCACAUGCGUUCACCCUGGCAGGAAGAGCGUUUCAUCCCAGAAUGCACUGCAGACGGCCGCUACAACCCCGUGCAGUGUCACACUGCUACAGGUUACUGUUGGUGUGUCAGGGUGGACAGCGGCAGGCCGCUACCAGGCACCUCUGCAAGGAAUCACAUCCCAGACUGCACUGGGGCAGAGGAGGUGCCAACCGACAGGAGGUACAGGGACAAACCUCUGCCAGGGUGUCCUGGAACUCUUAAGAAGCAGUUUCUACAGAGUCUGGUUAGAGCUUUGCAGCUGGAAGCACUGCAUGCUGGAAGUCUGAGUCCCCACCAGCCCUCAAACACACCUCCUUCCAGCGCUCCUUCUCCAUCUUUCAUCACUCCAACCUCUGCCACUCCUUCCUCCUCGACCCUGGACGUUGCUUCUCCUGCCCCUCCGGAGGCCGUGGAAUCCUCCAGGCCAGCGGCGGUGCUGCGGUGGCAUUUCGGGCACCUGGACAUGGACUCCAGCGGGGUGCUAAGCGAACGCGAGGCUCGACCCCUUCGUCAGUUCCUGCGACGGAGGCUGAAGCCGCGACGCUGCGCCAAGAAGUUCGCUCAGUACUGUGACAGGGACGGAGACCGAGGCCUGACGCUGGAGGAGCUCAGGGUCUGCCUGGGCCUCUGAGGGAGCAACGAGACAAAUGACCCGAAUCCAAAGGCCAACUGGUUCCCUCCCGUCACCUUUCAAGGUUCUAUUUAUUCAUCCAUAAAAUCGUGGCUGUGUCAUUGCUCACAAUUUCAUCCUAUGCUGAUUAAGAGACAAAACAUAAAUACCGCCUCUAGUCCUCACUGUCAUUAAAGCUAUUUAUCCUUUUCUUAUCUAUUCCCCUGCCAGUCCCAGUAGUUCCACACACACACACACACACACACACACAUACACACAUACAUUUUUUAAUUAACAUGGAAAGAUUUAAGCUUCCUCUAUUAUUAUUAUUAUUUUAAAUGAUAUUUUUAUUGGGAUUUCCCAUAAUACAGUGCAGAAAACAGAAAACGGGGCCUGAUAAUAAUUAGUGUCACUGCUGCAUCAUGAGAGAGGCAGACGGCACACAGUAGAUUGUGUUGCUGGUCAGGUGUAGCGUCAUAUUGAGCGAGAUGAUCCAGAAAUGGCUGCAAUAUAUCAGAAACUGUAUGAAGACUGUCCAUCACGCCAUAUCGAUUCCUCUGGCAUUAUUAAUGUUGUAAUAAACGGGAGUAUUUUUUCUACAUGUUCUACAGAUCACAUGCUCAGUCAUCGCUUUUGUCUUACUAACACUGAUGAUGCAUCCUUUUUCACUGACUCGACAUUCCACUCACCUCCCUCCUCUCCAUGAUUUACAGGGCUGUCUCUGAAUCCUUUCCUCAUUCCCUUUCCUUCCUUUGUGUUUACCCUCUUCUCCUAACAUCCUCUACAUCCUUGCAUCUUUUUGCUUAAUCCCUUUCACCUUCUGUGAACUCUUCUCUCCUUGGUCCUUCCUUUCCUUUGAGUCCUCCCUCCUUCUCUAGUUUGCUUGAAUCAUCAGGUCCUUCCUUUGUUUCAUCCCUCCUUCACUUCUCCUGUCCUCAAAGGUCCAGUGUGUAGGAUUUAGAACCGCAAAUGCCCCUAUCUAGAGGCAGUGUAUGGCUUGUCCCUUCUGGGCUACUGUAGAAACAUGCAGGUUCUAAAUAACGGACUCCGUGGAAGGUGACCUGUGGCAUCUCUAGAUGUAAACCGCUCAUUCUAAGGUAACAAAAACACAAUAAUUUACUUUAUUCAGGUGAUUACACACUAAUGAAAACACACCUAUGAAUAUUAUAUUCACACUGGACCUUAAAUCUCUUUUCUCUGAGUCCUGAUGACUUUCCCUUUCCAAACAUCCUUACUUUCUUCCUUCUUCACUCCUUUUCUUUGUCUUUCUCUCCAUCCCCCUAUUUCUCUCUCUGCUUUCUGUAUGUUUUGCUUCUCCAUAUUUUAUAAACAUGUUGCCAAUAUAUUGAUGUAACAUAUUUUGAUACACAUUUUGCUUGAUCAUUUUUCAUGCAGUAUAUUUUAGACGAUAUAUUGGUCUGCAGCACUUUCUAAGGCAAUAAAUUGUUUGCUAAUUGAUGCCAUGACUGAUAAACAUCGCCUGAGUUAUUUUCAGUUUUUCAAGUGAUUCUCUUUUGUUUGCAAAUGUGAUUUCAAUAAAAGGGUGUUGUCA
This is a messenger RNA of Dicentrarchus labrax (European seabass), 4251 nucleotides long. Its product is annotated as SPARC-related modular calcium-binding protein 1-like. The transcript is spliced from 11 exons. Gene Ontology annotation, cellular component: basement membrane. Lineage: Eukaryota; Metazoa; Chordata; Actinopteri; Moronidae. The record is from RefSeq and is a predicted model, not a curated record. Gene Ontology annotation, molecular function: calcium ion binding; heparin binding; extracellular matrix binding. Gene Ontology annotation, biological process: extracellular matrix organization. Bases 1353 to 2720 code for a protein of 455 amino acids.